AUGAUGGAUGGUUAUAAUGCAUUGAACAACAUUUUGGUUUUUGGUACAACCAAUCGUUUGGAUAUGAUUGAUCCAGCACUACUUCGUGGUGGUCGGUUUGAAGUGCAAAUUGAAAUUGGUCUUCCAAAUGUACAAGAACGACUGGAAAUUCUUAAUUAUCAUCUUGAGGAACCUCGAAAGAAUGGAUUUCUGGCUUCCAAUAUUUCAACAGCUAAUCUUCAGCAACUUGCUAGUGUUACCAAUAACUACAGUGGUGCUGAUAUAGCUGAACUCGUACGAUUGGCUACAUCUCAUGCAAUUGAUCUAAUCUUUGAAGAUACCAUAACUAAUCUAGACAAGCUUAAUUUAGAAUAUGCCAAUAUUCGUAUUGGAUGGAAUGAUUUAAUCACCGCCUUUUAUCAAUGUGAACAAAUACGGCGAAAGCGUGAAAAUGAAAUAAAAACAAACAAAAAUAAUGUUAACGACGAUAAAACUGAUCAUAAUUAA
Messenger RNA from Rotaria sordida, 486 nucleotides. The record is from the annotation of a GenBank genome assembly. NCBI's taxonomy places the organism in Eukaryota, Metazoa, Rotifera, Eurotatoria, Philodinida, Philodinidae.